AUGUAUAACGGCAUUGGUCUGAAUACACCCCGUGGUUCAGGAACGAAUGGUUACGUUGUUCGUAACUUAUCGCAUGUGCGACCGCCCAGAAUUGACAAAUUCCAAGAUUCGUCAGUCAACGAUCUCAAAGCUGAUCGCCCUACGUUCAGAGCUCCCAACAAGGACAUUUUGCUUCAUGAUCGUAAAAGAAAGGUUGAAGUCAAGUGCAUGGAGCUCCGGAUCAAGCUCGAAGAUGACGGUGUCGAUGCAGACGAAGUCGAGACCAAAGUCCAAGAGCUUCGUGAAUCCUUAUUGAACAACUUUGAAGAAGUCCAACCCAGAGAUGCUAAAAGUUUGCAAGAGCAUGAGACUCACCAACGUAACGCUGCAAAGGAGCAGGAAAACAAGAAAAUGAUGCGAGCGUUAAAUAUUGACAGUGAAUCAUACGUUGAAGGUGCAGCUUUUGACCAGGAGCUUCAGGAAAAGAAAAGGCAAGAACGUAUUGCCAAAAUGGAAGAAGAAAGGGAGAGAAGACAAAAACUUCUGGAGAAGCGAACAAGACGUGAGCGCAGUCCAAGUCCACGACGUAGCAGCAGCAGAAGAGAUGAAGAAAAGCGAGACAAAAGAAGACGUACUACCACUUCACGCCGAAGAUCACCAAGUCCUACAUCAUCAUCACCUGAUGCUUCGUCCGGGUCUGAAGACGACAGAAGAAGAAGAAGAACAAAGGCCAGCAGCAGCAGACGACACAGAUCUCCUAGUCGUAGCAACAGCAGUCAUAGUGACAGCGACCGUGGUAGCAGAAGAAGCUAUCGUCGCGACGAUCGCCAGCAAUCCUCCCGCAGUAGCCGCCGUCGAUCACCAAGCUACAGUGCAUCAGAAAGCGAAAAUGACCGUCAUCGAAAGUAUAGCAGCAGCCGUCGUUCUCGUCGUACGUCAGUCAGCAGUGCUUCUAGUGUGGAUCGGGAAAGAGGAAGAGGAGACCGUCGUCGAAGAGCUCGGAGUGCGAGCGUCAGUGAUAGCGGCAGCGGUAGUGAAAGUGAUUAA
Zychaea mexicana is the source of this 1026-nucleotide messenger RNA. RefSeq names its product cwf21 domain-containing protein. The record is from RefSeq and is a predicted model, not a curated record. The transcript has 3 exons. NCBI's taxonomy places the organism in Eukaryota, Fungi, Mucoromycota, Mucoromycetes, Mucorales, Lichtheimiaceae. The coding region runs from base 1 to 1026 and encodes 341 amino acids.